This is a messenger RNA of Cuscuta campestris, 1569 nucleotides long. Lineage: Eukaryota; Viridiplantae; Streptophyta; Magnoliopsida; Solanales; Convolvulaceae. The record is from the annotation of a GenBank genome assembly.
ACGAAAAGAAAGAGAGCAAACAGAACGGGAAGGAAAUAAAACAUAUACGGAGUGCUGAUCGUGAACGAAGAGGAACAGAGCGGAAGAAGAAACGUUGGUCCACCGCCGCUGCUGGGAUUCCCGGAACUGAGACUGCCGCCACCGCAGUGACUCCGUUGUCCGUCGCCGACGUCGCUUGGUUGAUUGAGAAUUUGAUUUGUUUUAAUUCGUCCAACAAUCGAGGUAACAGGAACAAUGAAUAAUGAGACGGUCUUGGAGGCAGCAAGGGCGAAGAGAUGGAUGGAUGCUAGCUGGAGGAGUUAUCUGAUUUAAUACUUAAGUUUAAAUUGAUUAUGUUUUUAAGGGCAAGAACCCAAAGUUGUAUUUUGAUUAAAUACUUAAAGGCUUCCGCACCGUUUUGUGAACUCCGAUGGAUAUUUAAAUAAUAUUUUGAAUUAAAUGUUUUAAAUUGUUUUGAAAAAUUAUUGUGUCUGAAUGCCAAUCUAGUAGCAACCCGAUCCGCUGGUCCUUGUAUUCGGGUCACGCGGGUUGGGGUGUUACAAUUUGGGCCGCAACUUGUUAUGAGGUUUGGAAAGCUAGAAACAAGAAGAUGCAUCGGAAGUUAAACACCACAGUGACGGAAGCAGCCGAUAAUAUUUGGUUCUCUACUUAAUGUUAAAUGAAUAAAAAAUUGAACACCAAAACUAGGAGAUAAACCUGCAAGAGUAGUAGUUCAGUAAGAGGUCUGAACCAUUAAGUGCUGAACCAGUAAGAGGUCUGAACCAUUAAGAGCUAGUAUAUUGUUUAACUAUUCAGAGGCAAAUCCCUAGGCAGGCAGAGCGACCAUAUGUUGUAAUCCUGUAUCCUCUCCAAUGGCAAGGGCAAGGCUACCAGAAUUGUUUAGAGCUUCUCCUGAUAGAAAGUGCAACAAUCAAUCUCCUCCGUUCAUCGAGGUAAUCUGCCACCGCACCGACAAGCGAUGGAGAUUCGCAGCCGGGACGAAGGCCAAAUUUUCCGUCAUAAUGAUAAACAGCAAGCUUGAUUCCAGACUUUGCCUCCUGCAACGCAUAUAGAAGCGGUCAAAGACGGAGAAGAGCCCGUCACCUUUGGCCCUAAUUCAGUCCUCGUCAAUUACGGCGAUGGUUGGACUCUGCGGACCGCUUCUGAUCCCAAUUGUUUUGGAUGGGCUAAGAAGAACAAGUUGGUACUGAUGGGACAAGCAUAUAAUCUUGCAACCACGGGAUCAGAUAAUCACCAAGUUAAGAAGACGACACCACAAGCUGCAUCGUGGCCCUUAUACACAGGAAAGAUAUUGCUCGCGUUCAUAUUUAUAUUUUCGUUGGGUGGGAUUUUCACAUGCAUUCUGCAAAGCCUUCCGAAGCUAGUUUAGUUUAGUAAGAUGAAGUAAUGAAACGAAUUAGGUGAAGAUAGAUAAUUGUUAUUCUUUCCCUCAUGCAUGCGUUGAUUUAUUUCAGUCACCACACCCUAGUGUGACUGCCUAUGAGCAUAUAUAUCAGAAACAUAGUACAGUAUAUGUUAUAUGAUGCUUCAUAAUGUCUGAAUUCAUGCUAAUAAACAAUGUGUCUGAAU